AUGGCGCAGGUGCAGGAUUCUUCGUUCAAUCCCUCGUCGCCCCACUCGUCGAGUGGUGGUGCCGACUCCUACAAACAAGAGGGUACCCCGGAUACCAGACUGACCGUGUUUUCUCCUGAUGAGAACUUGACCAAAUCUAACCGGCUGCUGUCGACAACCUUUGGUCGCGACGGUUCCUCUAACCACGCCGCCAAUGUUCACACCACCUCACAGGAGUGCUACGGUGGCGCCCAAGGCGCUGUUGAGAGAGACCCUUUCGUCUCAAAUACAACCAUCAAGCCUGAGCAAAAGUUGUCGCCCACUGCCUCAGCUUUCCGCCCUGUCUCAGGCUCUCUUGCCGCCUACGGUCCUCCCAACACACCUCUGGGUGCUAACAUCAGUGUGAAUCCUAACCGUCAGCUGUUCGCUCCGCAAGCCACGGCUAAGUUCAGCGACGAGUUGGGAGUCUCUCGCUGCCUGGUCCUCUAUUCACAGACUCAGCCCGUCAACGUUGUCGAGGUCGAGGAGUACCUUGUGAAACUAGAGAGGCUCGGGUCCCCAUGCCGGGGUAAACGCCACAUCGUCCCGGCCGAGGGUAAGGUCUUCCUCCACCUUCCCAACGUUCGCGACGCUCGAAAUGCCCGCGAGAACGCUCAGCUAGGCUCUCCCCAUUGGCAGGCUGCAUAUGUAUCUUCGGCUGAGUUUUACAAGGUCUGCGGCUCAACUGAGAAUGUUGACCCAAUCUCCGACGGUAAAAUCCAGGUCACAGCGUUUGACCAAGGCGUCAGCUUCAGUGCUGUUCAUGUUGAGACUGUCGUCCAUACCUUCCUCGAUACUCAAGGCGAAGUCUUCGCUCUUCUACGCCAGAGCGAGCCCAAUGAGCAUGCUUUCCGAGCCAUGGUCGAGUAUUCCGAUGCAGAUGUUGCCGUCUCCGUCGUCCACCGAUUCAACGGCAUGGCCUUGGGUCUACAUGGCGCGGCAGCGAUCCCUCGAGUGGUCGGUAGCCAGGUAACUUCCUCCAACAACCACCGAAACCCUUCCCACCACAUGCCCGCUAUGUACCAGGGCGUGGGUAUCCCAGGGACGCCACAGAACGCUGGGAGUUUUAUCCCCCGCAACCAUCUCGGCCAUUCUCCCGUUGGCCCUCAUGGCCCGCCGCAGUACGCCCCCAUGCAUCCCGCCCCUUACCAAGGCCCCGUCAACCCGGGCCCGAACAGGCUCAUGCUCGAUCACACCCCCACUCGUACUCAAAGCGUUAGCCACAUGGCGCCGAUGACACCUAUUUCGGGGAGCAUGCAGAUUGUGUCGUCGCCGUUCAACACAACCCCCCCUGACACCCCAAUGGGAAUGCAUAGCAACUUCACCAGCCCGAGGAGCAACCAACACUACGGACGUACAGACAGUCGCCGUCAGAGCGCCAUGCGCGUUAACCGGUCUCCCUACUUCAACAAUGGCGGCCAUCACAAUCAUGUUGAUAUCACGCGCAUUCGAGACGGUAUCGAUGUACGGACCACAAUCAUGCUGCGCAACAUUCCCAACAAGGUCGACCAGGCAAUGCUGAAGCGUAUCAUUGACGAGUCGAGCUGGGGCAAGUAUGAUUUCAUGUACUUACGCAUCGACUUCGCCAACGACUGCAACGUUGGUUAUGCGUUUAUCAACUUCGUGGAUCCAUUGGACAUCAUCGACUUCGUCAAUGCGCGGGGCAACCAGCGCUGGAACUGCUUCAAGAGCGACAAGAUCGCGGAAAUCUCCUACGCCACUAUCCAAGGCAAGGAUUGUCUGGUUCAAAAAUUCCGCAACAGCUCUGUCAUGUUAGAAGCGCCUCACUAUCGACCGAAGCUCUACUUCACUUCCAAUGGCCCUCGGCCAGAGCUGGCGGGUCAAGAGGAGCCGUUCCCCGAGCCCGACAACCAGUCCAAAAUGAAGCGCAGCUGUGAGAACGCUGAGCAUGUCGGUCUCUUCACCCCGAACGCUGGCCAGCAUUUCCGUGAUGAGCAACGGCGCCGCCGUUCUCAGUAUGACCGCGGCACCAGGCUUGCUGCCCUCGAAGAGUACGAUUACAACACUCAGGCUCGCCCGCAGGGGUACUACCUCCAGCAGUAG
Dichotomopilus funicola is the source of this 2082-nucleotide messenger RNA. Its product is annotated as meiosis protein mei2. Bases 1 to 2082 code for a protein of 693 amino acids. NCBI's taxonomy places the organism in Eukaryota, Fungi, Ascomycota, Sordariomycetes, Sordariales, Chaetomiaceae. The transcript is spliced from 11 exons. Gene Ontology annotation, molecular function: RNA binding. The record is from RefSeq and is a predicted model, not a curated record.